Molecule: messenger RNA, 6107 nt
Organism: Leptomonas pyrrhocoris
Lineage: Eukaryota; Euglenozoa; Kinetoplastea; Trypanosomatida; Trypanosomatidae
Exons: 1
Coding region: 450-6107 (1885 amino acids)
Biological process (GO): regulation of transcription by RNA polymerase II; chromatin remodeling
Cellular component (GO): NuA4 histone acetyltransferase complex
Molecular function (GO): histone binding
Source: RefSeq, a predicted model, not a curated record
AGUGCGUGUACGCGUAGCUCACUGAGACUGCCGAGGUGCUGCAGCGUCGCUUCACGGGUUUGCCGCCCCCCUCCUUCUCCUUCUCUCCCCUCCAUCCUUCACUUACGCAUCGUUUUGUGUGUCUGCACUGUGCAGGGAAGAGUCUCACACCGUCGAGCGACAGCAUUUUUUUCCCCCCAAAAGAAUAAGAACAAUAGCCUCCUCCGCAACCAAGAAGCGGGUUGGGGAGUGGGGCGGGGGGACUGCGCAGCCUCUCUGUUUCCAGUACGCUUUUUUUUUAAUUCUUGAGGGGUUCUCCUCUCUCUUUCGAAGACGGCACAACUACUCGACUGAACUCGCUGCGCCCUUCUUUUCCCCAUUUGCGGUGUUCAACACCCUCUGCGCUGAGCGACUUCAUCCUUGGUUUUCUUGAAUUCAGUCCUUUCUCUUCCUCUCCGCACGCCUGAGACAUGGAAAGGGCGGCGACGACGUCCAGCGAAGGCAGUUCCACGAGCAUCGAGCUACACCUCGGUGGUCGCGCCUCACACGUCACGCUGCACGCCGCCCCGCACGCCACCGUCGCCGAUUUGCUCUCCGCCGCCAUCGUAGCGGCAGCUGCCUCCCCGGCCGCCGUCGCUGCCGCCUCGCUGACGCCACGCGUACUCGCGCGGGACUACGACUGCGUGGACACGACUGGAAAUCAAAUUGCCCUGCCCACGCUGGCUUCUGCGGCUCCUGCGUCUCUCAUCGUGACAGAGAAGAGCAGCGGCCGUGGCAGCCACAGCAACCCCCACCACAGCAGCAGCAGCAGCAGCCGUGGCAGAGGACGAGGUAGAGGACGUGGGAGAGGGGGACGCGGAGCCGCUGGUGCUGGUGGUGGUCGUGGCCGCGGCGGCGCUGCCGCGAGGGCGCGACUUCCUCGCGGAGGCAAGAGCAGCCGCCACAGCAACGAUGGCGGUGACGAGGAGGACGGCACCGACGCGAACGGUAGCCACGCGGACCGGGAUGCCGAGGACGAGGGAAGUGGGGUAGAGGAUGGUACGAGCAGCGUCGAAGAAGAGGAGGGCGAUGACGAGGAUGGCGUGGCGGGGCAGGAGGACAGCAGCGAGGACAGCGAUGACGAAGACGACGCAGCCGAAAGCAGCGGCGAGGACGAGGAAGGUGCGAGCGACACGGAAAGCGAAGAAGAGGAGGUCGUAGACGAGGAGGAGGCGAGCGACGGCUCGUUCUCCAGGUCGACCACCGCCAGUACAGCGACGACGACGACGACGACGACGACGCGCGCACGACGUGGUGGACGCGGUACAGCAGCAGGAUCGUCAACUGCUUUGCCCGGGCGCGGUCGUGGCCGGGGUCGUGGCCGGGGUGCCGGCCGCGGGGGUCGGCCGCCUGCCUCCGCGCCGUCCGCGUCUUCGCUUCCUUCCGUUGCGCCGGUGAGCUCGGCUGGGGGUGCUCCCACUGCCUCCGCCCAGCCGCCUCGGCGCACCCGCCGCGCCGCCGCCACUCCGCUGCUUUUUACACCCGACGGCCUACCUAUUAAACGAAAGCGCGGGCGACCCCCGAAGAGUCAGCAGUUGGCGUUUGCGGCUGCCGUCGCGGCCGCCGCUGCCGCUGCGGCGUCUUCAGCUGGUGGUGUCGGGACGACCUCGCAACCCACCGAGAAAUCCGCGCGACGGACGCGGCGAGGUGCCACCUCGGAUGCGCCAGCAGCGGAGGAGGUGAAGCCACGCCGUGGUGGUCGGCGACGUCGCGUAGACGUCAUUGCGGAGGCCCACGCCACAGCGCAGCGUAAAGCGGACGCGGCCGCACCGUCUAUGACGGCAGCAGACAAGGAGAGCGUCGUCACGGUGACCGGGUUGGAGGAGAUCGGCGUGUCUGCGGGCACAACACGUGGCGGACGACGUGCAGCCGCCGCCGCUGCAGCAGGAGGAAGCGUUGUGGAGGCGACGUCGAAGCGCAGCCGCUCGCCCUCCUCGUCAUCGCUCGCCGCCACUGCCGCUGCUGCUGCGGGUGACGUCGCGGAUGGCGCGAUGGGCGGACGGGCUGGUCGGCCGUCGCGUUCAAGCAGCGCGUCUCCACAUUCUACGCCGCCUACUGUGGGCGCCGCAAAGGCCGUCGCGGGAGGUGCGGUGGACGAUUGGUCGAGGCCAUCCGAAGGAAGGCCCGAGCUCUCGGCGUACUCGCUGCGCGCGCAAAACCUGGCGUCGCUGGAGCAGCAGCAAAGGCGGCAGCGUCUACACGAGGAGGAAGAGCUGGCCUUGCGGACGCCACGGCGGCGGGUGCGGCUGACGUACAACGUCUUCUAUCCAACGCCAUCGUUGUUUUCGCCUGCUCCUGCCGCCGCUGAGGCCGCUGCCGGCCAGGAUGGUCCUGUGACGCCGGCGUUGUCGCGAUACGCGUGGAACACCGCCCCGACUGCCUUCUCUGAAUUCCCGCAGGUGCAAACUUCGCUGUCGGCGCUGCUCCAAGAGGUUUCUUCACGUGCUGCAGCUGUCGUCACUGCUGUUGGAGCGUCACCCGCACCCACAGCAGCCCCGGCAGAUGUGGCGGAUUUGCAGGUGUUGAGCACCGAGGCGUUGCGCACGGUGGCGGGGUGGCGCGCCGGUGCGCAUCGCACCCCUUCACUGCUGCUGAGCCACCCGUACGCACCGUGGCUGCUGCCCGGCAUACGUCUAUACCGUGUCUCUCCGUGGAAGGCUUAUUGCAGCAACAGCGAAGCCGCUAACGACAGCGAUCAGCUCGCCAUAAAACAGCGCCAAAGGUUGAAGAGCGAGAACUUGCCCGUGAAGCAUGAAGUGGACGACGACGACGACGAGGAGGAGGAGGGCGGCCGUUCCCCCUUACUCCUUCGCCCCCACCACCACCACCAUAAUCACAAAGCUGAUCACGCGACGUCGACACCGCGGUACUGGUGCUACGCAAAUCAAUCGCUCGUUGUCCCGCUCGUCGUCGGCGGGUGCGUGCAGCUCGUCAACCCGGAGAGCAAAGACAAGAGUCACCAGUGGACCGUCUACGUGCGUGGGUUGUGGAACGGACACCCGGAGGAGGUCGCCAAUCCGAAUCCCAGCUCGUCAUCCUCUCCGCCUGCCUCGCCCUCCACGGUCACGCAACCCGCGCCACUGUCAAAGGGGAGUGCGCCGGGCAUGAGCGAGUCGCAGACCUCGACCUUCAGCACCUCCGUCGCGAGUCCGAACGACUACUUAUCCGACUUCAUUGAGAAGGUGGUCUUCGUAUUGGAUGAGAGCUUCGUGCCGUGCGUGCGCACCGUCGCGUCCGCUCCAUUUGAGUUAAGCGAGGUGGGGUGGGGGGAGUUCAUUGUUUCCAUCCACGUACAUCUGAAGCUCCCCGCCCACACCCGCGCCGCGAAGCGGACGCGGCGCCAACUUCUCCAGUACUACUGCGGCUACAACGGACGAACGGUGAUGCAGACCGCAGACGGGCGCGGUACGAAGCCGCAGGACCCUGUCUCCACCUUCAUGGGAGGCGGGGCGCGCGAUCCGAACAGUCUGUGGACUGCCUUGGCGACACCUCUGCCGACGACUGCGGGAUCGAUGCCGCCGACGCCCGCGCGUCCGCUGGCCGAUCUGCGCGACCAACUGCAAUACGACAGUCUGCUCGACAUCAACUCCAACAGCGGGGCGCGCAUGACGUACUAUCGUGGCCCGUAUUUGCCCCCGCACCUUGAGUCCUGCGACGUCUCCUCCGCGAGCGAAGGCAGCACGAGCGAAGAAGAGGCGGAAGAGGAGGAGGAUGCCACGGACGGGAAGAGGACGGCGAACUCCGCAGGCGCCUCCACCGACGAAGGAGGACCGGAGGCCACCACUCGGCGAAGUGGAGCUGUCGGAGAGAGCAGGCGCUCGAAUGACGUCAUACUCGGUGGCGCGGUGAGUCGAGACGCGAGUGAGGAGAACCGUACGAGCGCCGUCGCUGCGGCUGCCACUGCCAUCGACUCCGCCCCGACAUCAUUCCCCGCCCAACCGGAACUGCCGCCAUCCAAUCCGUCGGCGUCCUCUUCGCCGUCGCGCAGUGGCAGUGCAACGCCGAAUGCGACCUCGCAGGACGCGAUGGGUACGCUCUCCCAUCGAAUGACCCCUUCCAACGGCAACCACAGCAACAGCAACAGCCUCAGCCCCACUGGCGGAGCGGCAGAGGUGGACCCCGACGCCCUUCUGGAAGGAAACGUGGGGUGCACCUCUCGAGCAGCGACCUCACCGUUGUUGCGCACCGUCGGUGCUCUCCCUUCCUCGCCGCCGCCGGCUGCCCGUCGUGGCCCGGGCCGUCGUCCGCGUCGCUUUGGAUCGGCCGCCUCUUCACCUUCAGCGUUGGGCGGACGUGGUGGUACUCCUGGCAGCGCGACGGCGACGACGACAGGAGCUUCUGCACCUGCCGUGGGGAAGAAGCAGUUUGUUGAGGUGCACGUCGGGCACGGCAGCAACGCCGUGGUGCUUCAGCAUUUGCUGCGCUUCAGCCACCGCCCCCGCUACCCAGCCGCCAUCCCGCCUGCACGGGAUCCGCGCACGCAGGGCCCGCGACCGGAGCUGCUAGGCUACACGAUGGUGGCGGAGCCGGUCGUGACGGAGCAGUACGAUGAGCUGGUUAUCCCAUUGGACGUGUUCUGUGAUGCCGAUGGCGAUACACCGAGGAGUGACACGACAAGCGACUGUGCCGCGGCCGACGGCGCCAGCUCUGCGCCGAUGACGAGAGCGAUUUCUCAGCCCCGUGUUCAACGAGUUCUGGAGGCAGCGAGCAGACUGGAGGCUCGUCUUCGCGCUACGCUGCGCCGCCAGCUCUCCCUCCACCUCCACGCAUCAUCCGCAGCCGGGCAGCCCAGCAACUUUGUGCUGCCGCUAAGCAACGUCGAGGCGCAAAUUUUGGGUCACCCGGGCGGCAUCUCCGCCUGGCCCAACGUGGUGGACUACGGGAACGGCAUCGAGCGCGACACGGCGUACACCGCCGCCUACCUCAGCAGCGUUGCCCGCAGCGCGGAGGAGGACGGCUGGCUGUCCGCGUCGCUGCGGCAGACCCGCAAGGACUUGUUUCGCUCGCCCACGCAGCUGUGCGCGCUGGUGCCACUGCUGUCCGACGGCGGCGACGCAGAAAACGAUGCGCGUGUGGAAGAGGAGCCUCACGCGUCGAGCCGCCGCCGCAGCAACGACAACGACGACGACGACAAAGGCAGCGCAUCGAAGGGGGUACCCACCGUCGAUCCACCCUUCUCGUUGGCCAAGAACAGUAGCAACAUGGCGUGGGUGACGGCACUCGAGUAUGACCUGGCCGCGCUACUGAUGCGGCUGCCGUCUGCUACAGCACACAGCGUCUUCUUCGAUUUGCUGCUGCCACGCGCAGAUGAGCUCGGGGCGGCAGUGUGGACGGAUGUGCGUCGUGGCAUCGCCGCCUUCUGUAAUCAGCACCAACACCAGAGCAGCACGAAGUCGGCGGCGACAUCUGCCUCCUGCGUGAAGGACGAGCCGCUCUGGGGGACGUCGGCGCUGCAGCAGCCGGAUAGCAACGGCGAAGAGCAGACGCACGUCGGCGUGGGUGAUGGCAGUGCACAAGGAGGGCCGCCGCCGCAACACCAACUUUUCUCGUCGUCUAAUGCAGCGGUGGUGGACGAGAUGCUGAUGUCGUCCCCCGCGCAUUUGUCGCGCGCCUACCCGCUGUGCACCUUGCGCAGCACCGACACCGGUAUCGCCGCCCUGCGCAGCAGCCACACGACGGCCGCCUCUCGUGCCCCAUCAGCUUCCAUACCCUUCUCCACUUCUACUCAUGCCGCUGCGAGCACCACCGUCAACGCGCAGGCUGGCUUAUUGAACUUGGGCGCCUCGGCCGCAUCGGCCACGGCGCACCAUCCCACCCACGCCAGCGUCGCGGCAAAGACGGCCGCAUCGAGUCCGCUUCUUUUCCACGCCAGCGGUGGCGGCGGCAGCAAUAGCAGCAGUCACGGGCACGCACAGCAGGAGGCAUUUAUGGCCUCGCUGCUGCGGGACGGCCAGACACGCGGCAGCUUCGGGCACGACGGCGACGUGGCGCAGCUGCUGUCGUGGCGGACAGCUUUGGAGAGUUCGAUUGACGCGAUGCGAGUCGAAGUCGCGCGUCGGCAGGCGGCGUCGGUGCUGGAGGAGCUGUAG